AUGGCAAGUUUGAAGACAUACCUGAUAGCGGGUCAGAGAGCGAAGGAGUCUCAUUGCAGCUGUUCAGAGGCCUUGCUUUCUGGCUUUGAGGUCAUUGACGGCUCACGGGUGUCCUCGGGUCCUAGGGGACAGGGGACAGCAUCGCCAGGGAGUGUCAGUGACUUGGCGCAGACUGUCAAAACCUUUGAUAACCUUAAGAACUGUCCUUCAUGCGGCAUCAUGUUGGCCCCCAAAUCGGAAGCUGGUGUAGGAGGAGGAGCGGUCCAAAAUGGCUGUCAAGAGGAACAUAAAAACAGCACUAAGGCUCCUGGAGCACCGAAUUCCAAAACUCAGAAUGGACUUCUGAGCCCUCCCCAAGAGGAGAAGCUCACCAACAGUCAGACCUCCCUGUGUGAGAUCUUACAGGAAAAGGGAAGGUGGGCAGGAGUGAGCUUGGACCAGUCAGCUCUCCUUCCGCUGAGAUUCAAGAACAUCCGGGAGAAAACAGAUGCCCAUUUUGUUGAUGUUAUCAAAGAAGACAGCCUGAUGAAAGAUUAUUUUUUCAAGCCACCUAUCAAUCAGUUCAGCUUGAACUUCCUGGAUCAGGAGCUAGAGCGAUCCUACAGGACCAGCUAUCAAGAAGAGGUUAUAAAGAAUUCUCCUGUGAAGACUUUUGCUAGUGCCACCUUCAGCUCCCUCCUGGAUGUGUUUCUGUCAACAACAGUGUUUCUGAUUCUCUCCAUCACCUGCUUCCUGAAGUACGGGGCUGCCACCACGCCUCCCCCUCCUGCCGCCCUGGCAGUCUUCGGCGCCGCCCUGCUGCUGGAGGUGCUGUCCCUCGUGGUCUCCAUCAGGAUGGUGUUUUUCCUGGAGGACGUGAUGGCUUGUACGAAGCGCCUGCUGGAGUGGAUAGCCGGCUGGCUCCCGCGCCAUUUCAUUGGGGCCAUCCUGGUGUCACUCCCUGCUCUUGCAGUCUAUUCACACAUCACCUCUGAAUUUGAGACAAACAUACACUUCACCGUGUUCAUGGGCUCAGCCGUCCUGAUCACUGUCGUGCACUACUGUAACUUCUGCCAGCUCAGCUCCUGGAUGAGGUCCUCCUUAGCCACCAUCGCUGGGGCUGGGCCCCUGUUGCUGCUCUAUGUCUCCCUGUGCCCUGACAGUUCCAUAGUAAUUUCACACCUUGAUGCAGGACGGAAUUUCAGUUUUGAGGGGAAUCCGUGCAAUAGUUCCUUGCCACGUGAUGGCGGAACAGCCAGCCUGAUUGGCCAGGAAGUGAUUCUUGUCUUCUUCCUCCUGCUCUUGUUGGUCUGGUUCCUGAAUCGAGAAUUUGAGGUCAGCUACCGCCUGCACUACCACGGGGACGUGGAGGCGGACCUUCACCGUACCAAGAUCCAGAACAUGAGGGACCAAGCUGACUGGCUGCUGAGAAACAUCAUCCCCUACCACGUGGCUGAGCAGCUAAAGGUCUCCCAGACCUACUCCAAGAACCACGACAGUGGAGGCGUCAUUUUUGCCAGCAUCGUCAACUUCAGUGAGUUCUACGAGGAGAACUACGAGGGGGGCAAGGAGUGCUACCGGGUCCUCAAUGAGCUCAUCGGGGACUUCGAUGAGCUCCUGAGCAGGCCAGGCUACAGCAGCAUCGAGAAGAUCAAGACCAUCGGGGCCACAUACAUGGCUGCGUCAGGGCUGAACGGCGUCCAGUGCCAGGACGGCAGCCACCCGCAGGAGCACCUGCAGGUCCUGUUUGAGUUCGCCAAGGAGAUGAUGCGCGUGGUGGACGACUUCAACAGCAACAUGCUGUGGUUCAACUUUAAGCUCAGGGUGGGCUUCAACCACGGGCCGCUCACAGCAGGGGUCAUUGGCACCACCAAGCUGCUAUAUGACAUCUGGGGCGACACCGUCAACAUCGCCAGCAGGAUGGACAGCACGGGGGUGGAGUGCCGCAUCCAGGUGAGCGAGGAGAGCUACCGCGUCCUGAGCAAGAUGGGCUACGACUUCGACUACCGGGGGACAGUGAACGUGAAGGGCAAGGGCCAGAUGAAGACCUACCUGUACCCAAAGUGCAUGGACAGCGGGGCCGUACCACAGCACCAGCUGUCCAUCUCCCCGGACAUCCGAGUCCAGGUGGACGGCAGCAUCGGGCGGUCUCCCACAGAUGAGAUCGCCAACCUGGUGCCUUCUGUACAGAACAUGGACAGGGCGUCUCUGGGUUCCGAAAACAGCGUGCAGGCCAAGGACACUCACCUGUCCUUGAAGAGGCUGUGGAAAGAGCCUGUCAAAACUGAAGAAAGGUGUCGAUUUGGCAAAGCCAUAGAGAAAAGUGACUGUGAAGAAGUGGGCAUGGAAGAAGCCAGUGAGCUCACCAGGCUCAACGUUUCCAAGAGCGUGUGACGCAGCACCUGUCGCUGCCACGGUGCUCUGCUCCUCGAAACACAAUCAUGUUUGUACUUGCCUGUUGUGCGUCCCGAGCACCACAGCCUCCAUCGCUGGAUGUGGCGCUGCGUGGUCAUUGCUCUGACGUCUUUGUGCGCCACACACAUCCGUCUCUUUGCUUUUUGUCCCCCAGAGCCCUGUCCCCUGGGUGUGAGCGUCAGCAGCAUGGAGAACAAGUGCCUUCAGGGGUGGCCCGGCCUCGCGUUUGGGGACACAGGCCGCCCGUGGAGAUCGCGGCAUUGGGUAUUGCUGGACUUUUUAAACGAAGCUAUAGUUAAGAUAUCAUUUUUAUUGCUUUUUCUCACAAGACCCUUUGGAUUUUUGUUUUGUUUUUGCUCGUACAAUGUUUUUGCGUGUUUUUUUUUUCCUGUAUACAUACUAGUGUUUUCCAGUGACGUGACGUUUCUAUGUAAACGCAUACACGCACACACUUUCAUUUACGAAUCUGAGAUCAAGUGCCAGUAACUCACUGUGAGGGGAGGUGGGGGGGGCGUUGCGAGCAGCCCCCAGACAGGGUGGCCUGUGCCCUCCCAACCUGCACCUUCCAGAGCACCCGGGCCCUCAGGGGCCGUGGGGCAUUAGGGCUUCCUCCCUGUGCAGGCCAAGAUUGCAGAUGCUAGCCAGUAGCAGAGUUUGUGAACCCAGGCCUCAGGUAUUUAAAAGCCGUGUUUCAUUCUGCCCCAGACACCAAGGGGUCUUCCAGCUGGGAGCGAAGGGGUUUGUCUUUGAAGCUGAAUCCUCUGAGAGGGAAACUCAAAAUAAACAUCUGAGGGUUGCAUUUAUUUAUUUAUUUAUUUAUCAGGAAAUGUGUGUUUUGGUGGAGGGGCGGCCAGGUCAUUCUGGUGAAGGGACAUAGGCUGGGUUGGGGGGAGGGGGUCUGUAGGGGGCACACAGAAGGAUGAGAAGAUGUCCAUUAGUGCUUUGGCCACUCUGGGCCACCCAGGGGCUCCCCACACGGGCUGAGCAAGACCUGACUGGGCCCGGCCAGCGCACCCUGGGAUGGAGGUGCUCUCAGCCACUAAUGGGCACUGCCACUUCUGUCCCGAGGGCUGCAGAUCCAUGCCCUUGGGGCCCUCCCGCUGCAGAGCCCUGCCCCGCGUGAGGCAGGAGGCCUGAGCCGAGCACAGCGGUGGGCAGGCAGUGCCAGUGGGCUUGGCUUGCACAUAUCCGAGAAAUUUCUCAUCCUUUCCCGUUCUUGGCUUGUGCAGGGCCUGUGUGUGGCAGACUUGAACCCGGUGAAUCCCAGCCUUCUUUAGAUGGAGUUCUCACGCUGUGUGUAGAGACAGAAUCAUCCGCAUUCACACGAGGUGCUGAGCUAGGGCAAGGAGAGAAAACCUAAGGAAAAUCACUUCUGGGCCCUUUGUUGCUGAUCCUGCCUGUGAUGACGUUUUGCCAUGUUGAGUCUGGAGGGUAUGUAGAGUUGAACUGAGGCUUGUGUUGCCCUGUCAUCGGCAUAGUUACUUUCAAGGUGACUCUAGCGUACGGUUCACAGGAUAGUUUGAGGACUAGCUCCUUCUCUGUUUGAGGUCUUCAUCGGCAUUCGCUGUGCAUUUUCUUUUCACUGCUAAAUCUCUGUAUGACUAUCACAUCUACAUCAAGUCCCAUUAUCAAUCCCCCCCUCCCAAAAUUCAUCGAGAAUCUGCCAUUUCUGGCAUCAGGAAAUACUGAUUCUGAUGGGUCAGCUCCCCAGGGGGGACACGCGUGGGGUGGCCUCCCAGCAAUGCAGCCAUAGCCAGGAUCUUGACGUCCCAGGGAGUCGAGAGCAUUCUCAGUAACUAAGAUCUUCCUUCAGGUUUUACUGUCAGUUUGUUGGUCUUCCAAUGCUGGAGGAAGGAUGGUGUGACAAUACCUCUUGCUUCUAAAGAAUGUAUUCGUAUAAGAUACUGCAGAAUUUUUAUUUUUAUUUUUAUUUUAAAACACUACCCGACACUGUCCUUGUCCAUAGGGACUGUGGGCAUGUUAGGGACUCCUCCCAUCAGUGUUGAGGCAUGUAUUUGAGUGUGGUCCUCUCCUUUUGCCUUCUGUCCUCAGGCUCUGUAGCUCUGGCAGCAGCUAAGGGGUUGGGUGUUUGCCAACGGGUCGCCUGCGUCUCCACUGUUCCACUCAGAACAUGCCCUAUAAGGUUCGUCUCUGCACAUGCUUCCUCCCCAGCACAUUCUCUUUUCCCUUCCCCUCCUGCAAAGGUGUUUGUGAUUCCUGACACUGGGAAGCCGCAGACCGCAGGGAGAGGGUCUUAACAUCUGGCAAUCUGGUCCAGCAGCGUGCGCACUGGAGCCUUUGAUGGUUGGCUCACCCAGAGUUUCAAAUUGUCUUUUAAAAAAACACCCCGAGCCUUUCUAAAUCACCAGUACAGAUGUUCUCUCUGGGCCACCAGGCGACUUGGGUCCUUCCCAGUUCCCUGCCCUGAAGCAUACCUCAACGCAGGAGCACAGAAUCUCUGCAACAGAAACGCCAUGUAUCCAGCUCCGAUGGCGUUGAACAGAGAAUCACUGAGGACAGGCCCCUGAGCAGCGGUUCAAGUGCUACCAAUACGACGGAUGUGCUCUUCACAGAGGCAAUACCUCUUAUGAACUUAGGUCAGGAAGCAAUACUUCAGAAUUGAAUGUGUGUAAAUAGUCGCUUUGAGUUGCAAUUGCCGUUUUCUUCUUGGCCCCAAGUCAGAUCGAAUUAUACAUAUAUAUAUAUACACACACACACAGUAUGUAUAUGUGUGUGUGUGUGUGUGUAUAUAUAUAUAUAUAUAUAAACAAGCACACCUAAUUUUAUCCAGUGCAAACAAAUGUAGAGCAUCAGUUAUGAAGCCCUGAAGUAGCUUGAAGAGUCACACCGAUUAUGCAACACCUGCACACGACUCCAUUAACCCUGACUCCGCACUUGGAGGCAGCACCUGCACAUUUGCACACGACACUGAGAGCCAGAGGGCCGCGUGCUUCCCGCUACGUGGGCUGUAAUAAUGUGUAGUUUCCAAAGAUCUGUCUGCGUUUGCAUUUCUAGAUUUUUGAGGUAAGCGUUUUUUUGCUGGUUGUUUCAGAAAAUCACAUCAUGCCUAGAACCUGAAAUUAAAUUAACAAGAACCAACUGUUUGCAUUUUCCAUCUUUCCUUCACUCUGCUCUUUUUAAAUUGUUAACUCUAUUUCAGAAUGCAUCCACUCAAGAAAUGGAUAUUAAAAUAUUCUAAAAUCUAAA
Molecule: messenger RNA, 5601 nt
Organism: Leptonychotes weddellii (Weddell seal)
Lineage: Eukaryota; Metazoa; Chordata; Mammalia; Carnivora; Phocidae
Source: RefSeq, a predicted model, not a curated record